AUGUCCGAAGGAAAACCUAUAACUUGUACUGCUGCCGUCGCCUACGAGGCCGGCAAACCUUUGACUGUUGAGGAGAUCGUGGUGGAUCCACCCAAAGCGCAUGAGGUGCGCAUCAAAGUUGAGUACACCGCCGUCUGCCAUACGGAUGCAUACACACUGAGUGGUGUUGACCCAGAGGGCGCGUUCCCCAGCAUUUUGGGCCACGAGGGCGCGGGUGUCGUGGAGUCGGUCGGCGAAGGCGUCACGAACGUCAAGGCCGGCGACCACGUAAUUGCGCUCUACACUGCUGAGUGCAAAGAGUGCAAGUUCUGCAAGUCGGGCAAGACUAACCUGUGCGGCUCUGUGAGGGCCACACAGGGCAAGGGUGUGAUGCCCGACGGAACCUCGAGAUUCCACAACAAAAAGGGUGAGGACCUGCUACACUUCAUGGGCUGCUCAACGUUCUCACAGUACACAGUUGUUGCCGACGUUUCUGUAGUGGCUAUUGACCCUAAGGCGCCGCUAGAUAAGACUUGUCUGCUAGGGUGCGGUGUCACCACCGGCUACGGCGCGGCUGUGAAGACCGCCGACGUUCAAAAAGGCGACACAGUUGCAAUUUUUGGCGCAGGUACGGUGGGUCUCUCCGUGGUGCAAGGUGCACACGUCAGAGGUGCAUCCAAGAUCAUUGUUGUUGACAUCAACGACCAAAAGAAGCAAUGGUCAUUGGACUUCGGUGCCACAGACUUUGUCAACCCCUCCAAAGGUCUCAAAGAUGGCCAAACUAUUGUUGAUAAAUUGGUUGAGAUGACUGACGGCGGUUUGGACUUCACUUUUGACUGCACCGGUAACACCGACGUCAUGAGAAGCGCGCUUGAAGCAUGUCACAAGGGCUGGGGCCAGUCCAUCAUUAUCGGUGUCGCGGCUGCGGGCAAAGAAAUCUCAACAAGACCAUUCCAACUCGUUACUGGUAGAGUGUGGAAGGGCUCUGCUUUUGGUGGCAUCAAAGGAAGAUCUGAGAUGGGCGGUCUAGUCUCGGAUUACAUGGACGGCAAGCUCAAGGUCGACGAAUUCAUCACACACAGAAGGGGCUUCACCGACAUCAACAGCGCCUUUGAAGACCUCCACCACGGCGACUGCCUAAGAACAGUGUUGGACUUGUCCAAAUAA
Messenger RNA from Lachancea thermotolerans CBS 6340, 1146 nucleotides. RefSeq names its product bifunctional alcohol dehydrogenase/S-(hydroxymethyl)glutathione dehydrogenase (gene SFA1). Gene Ontology annotation, biological process: formaldehyde catabolic process. Gene Ontology annotation, cellular component: cytosol. Lineage: Eukaryota; Fungi; Ascomycota; Saccharomycetes; Saccharomycetales; Saccharomycetaceae. The transcript has a single exon. Gene Ontology annotation, molecular function: S-(hydroxymethyl)glutathione dehydrogenase [NAD(P)+] activity; zinc ion binding. The record is from RefSeq and is a predicted model, not a curated record. Bases 1 to 1146 code for a protein of 381 amino acids.